Messenger RNA from Cladophialophora yegresii CBS 114405, 258 nucleotides. RefSeq lists its product as uncharacterized. The record is from RefSeq and is a predicted model, not a curated record. NCBI's taxonomy places the organism in Eukaryota, Fungi, Ascomycota, Eurotiomycetes, Chaetothyriales, Herpotrichiellaceae. Bases 1 to 258 code for a protein of 85 amino acids. The transcript is spliced from 2 exons.
AUGUCGACCGUAGCAUUCGCCGCCAGCGUCACCCACGCCCUCGUCGCCGUGGGCCACACGGUCCACGGCGUCAACACCUUCUCGCUCCCCCCCUUCCGCUCCCUCCCGGCCCUACUGGCCUGCUACGCCAAAGCGGGCUGGUACCAAGGCAGCGCCUUCUUCACGAUCCUCGCGCUGUACACCUACCAGUUGUCGAAGAAGCCGGCCGCCACCUGGACGCAGAUCGACCGUGCGAUUUUGGGCAUGUUGGCUGCGUGA